AUGAAACGACCGUUAAGUCUGAGAUACAUUGAUAAGGAUAAAAUUGAUUAUAUCUUAUCAUCUAGGAAAUGGAAGAGUUUUAAAAGUUGUGAAGUUUGGGAUAUUUGCAUAAGUGAAAAAGUUCAAGUAGGAUAUUAUAUUGUGGAUUGGAUCAAUUUAUUGUCAACAAAAUUGAUACUAUUAAUGUCAUUGAAGAAUGGAUUGGAAAAUAGCGUAUGUGAUGUUGAUGAUAUUCAUGAUGUUGAUGUUGAUGAUGAUAAUAAUAAUGAUAAUAAUAAUAAUAAUAAUAGCAGUGGACAAGUUCGCCGCGGAUUAUAUGAUCCAAUGUUAACAUAUACUGAUAGCAUUGAUAAGAUUGCUGCAAAUUAA
Messenger RNA from Loa loa (African eye worm), 369 nucleotides. RefSeq lists its product as hypothetical. The record is from RefSeq and is a predicted model, not a curated record. The coding region runs from base 1 to 369 and encodes 122 amino acids. The transcript has 5 exons. Lineage: Eukaryota; Metazoa; Nematoda; Chromadorea; Rhabditida; Onchocercidae.